AGCUCAACAGUCAUCAGCACAAAGUUCAGUGAGCAAGUGGUGCAAGAAACAGCCACCAGAGAAGAGUGUGUGUUAUCAGAGAGGUUCAGUGGUGACAACAGAGCUCGGAGCAGCACUUCAGGAACACCACUGUGAAGGUGCUCUCAGAUGGAUUACGCCAUGAAGUCCCUCAGCCUUCUGACUCCGUCUUCUCUCUCCAAGUGUGUGUCAGCAAGCGUCUCAGCCAGCGCUUCCAUGACCCAGCAGCUCCUGUCGGGUCGAGCUCCUCGUCCGAGGCCCUUCAGGGUCACAAACAGUGAGCGCAGUGUGAAGAAGGGCAUCAUUGCAGAGACACUGGAAGACCUGAUGAACAAGGCCAGUGACUCUUUGGGUGUACAGUGUGUCAGUGACCUGGUGCUGGAUGAAGAUGGAACAGGGGUGGACACAGAGGAGUUCUUCCAGACGCUGCCUGAAAACGCUGUCCUCGUGGUCCUGGAGAAGGGCCAGAAGUGGACCCCACAUCCAAGCAGCCCCUCCAGAGAUCAGCUCAGUAAGUGCAGGCUGCAGCACCGGACAGAUGUGGCCAAGCUGACUUUUGACCUAUAUAAGAGCAACCCUAAGGAUUUCAUUGGCUGCCUGAAUGUGAAAGCGACCCUGUACGGUGCUUAUUCUGUGUCCUAUGACCUGCGCUGUUACGCUGCCAAAAGUAUACUGAAGGAGGCUCUGCGAUGGACCAUCUUCUCCAUGCAGGCCACAGGCCACAUCCUGCUGGGCUCCUCCUGCUACAUCGAGCAGCUGCUGGAGGAAGAGGAGCGAGCUGAGAACAGCCUAACGCUGCCACAGGAAAGCAGGAUCAAGCAGCUGCAGAGCAUGCUUCUUGGAAAGACAUCCCACUGAUGAUGGACUAGAGCCUGAUGAUGGAAGAGCAAACACACAUUGUCUUAGAUUUAGGACACAAUGUAGAUGUUACAGAUGAAACAGGUGAGCUCUACCUGUUCAUGUCUCAGUUUCCUGUGCGGACAUUUCAGACAGUCUCUUCUCACAGUCACUCUGUUGCUCUGUUACAUUUUUUUGCCCCAUAUGUACGUGUUAUUCCUCAGAAAGCACUUUUACUCACUACUAUGUAACUUUGUCCUUUUGAGAUGAAUAAAUUAAAUGAACACUC
Molecule: messenger RNA, 1144 nt
Organism: Dicentrarchus labrax (European seabass)
Lineage: Eukaryota; Metazoa; Chordata; Actinopteri; Moronidae
Gene: cidec
Product: cell death inducing DFFA like effector c
Exons: 6
Coding region: 148-876 (242 amino acids)
Biological process (GO): apoptotic process; regulation of apoptotic process
Source: RefSeq, a predicted model, not a curated record